AUGAAUAGUACCUAUCCAGGAUUCCCUCAGUCGUGGGGUGUCGAUCUCCCUCGUUGCGACGCACUACGCAUACUAGAGAUCAUCCAGGUCUCAGUACUGCCGGAGCAUGUCAUACCAAUACCGCUUGAAGGAGUCAUGAAUCUUCCACUCCUUCACACGUUGCGGCUGAGCAUUCCGACGGCAACUGCCUUCGCCAGCUUUCGAUGUCCCAACCUUCAGCACAUUGGUUUCAUUCCUCCAUCAGGUUUCAAUAUGUCACAAUCUAGGAAUAUCUUGUAUGAAGCAAUCAACGGCGCCAUCGACUCUUUCCCUUCCAUCUCCGUUAUUACAGUUUACUAUGAACAGCUCUCUGAUUGCUCUGUUCUAGGAAAGCUUUUAUCCGAUAAUUCGGCGCCAAACGAACGCGAACUCGAGCUGUGGGCCUCAAAGGGCGUGUCUGUGCUAUUCGACCCACCCCUACUCCCACCCGAGCAUCUGGAUAAUAGGCUCAUUCGGGCAGCCCAAGAAUUGGUAGACGACGGGCGGUGGGAAAUAAUCAUGUUCGGGGAGGACUGA
Messenger RNA from Serendipita indica DSM 11827, 555 nucleotides. Lineage: Eukaryota; Fungi; Basidiomycota; Agaricomycetes; Sebacinales; Serendipitaceae. The record is from the annotation of a GenBank genome assembly.